Messenger RNA from Poecilia latipinna (sailfin molly), 4237 nucleotides. It is a transcript of the gene abcc12, whose product is annotated as ATP-binding cassette, sub-family C (CFTR/MRP), member 12. The record is from RefSeq and is a predicted model, not a curated record. Gene Ontology annotation, cellular component: membrane. The transcript is spliced from 26 exons. Gene Ontology annotation, molecular function: ATP hydrolysis activity; ATP binding; ABC-type transporter activity. Bases 1 to 3747 code for a protein of 1248 amino acids. Gene Ontology annotation, biological process: transmembrane transport. NCBI's taxonomy places the organism in Eukaryota, Metazoa, Chordata, Actinopteri, Cyprinodontiformes, Poeciliidae.
AUGUUCAGAGUAAUAUAUGUUACAACACAUUUGACUUUGGAACUUGACGUUUCCUCGCAACAUGCCUGUCUUACUACGUCUCAACAUCUUCCUGUGCCCCCUCAGGGCAUCCUGGUUAACAAAAUCCUGACCUACAUAGAAAGCCCAGAGAAGUCCACGGUGGCCCACGGCGUCGGCCUGGCCGUGGCUCUGUUCUGCACCGAGUUCCUCAAAGCUUUCUUCAUCUCCCUGAUGUGGGCGGUCAACCUGCGGACGGCCGCCAGACUGAAAGGAGCCUUCUCCUCUAUAGCAUUUCAGAAAGUCAUCUCUCUGAGGGUGCACAGCGGGAUUUCAAUGGGAGAGAUGAUAAACGUCCUGACCAGCGACGGCCACCGGUUGUUCGAGGCGGUGCUGUUUGGGAGCUUUGCGAUCUGCGCCCCGGUGAUCUUCAUCGGAUGCAUUGUGUUAGCCUGCUUUGUUCUGGGUUACACUGCACUGACAGGGGUCUGCAUCUACAUCAUCUUUGUCCCCUUACAGUUUUUCCUGGCAAAGCUCAUUAACAAGUUUAGAUGGAAAGCCAUGCAGCUCACAGACGGCCGCGUCCGCACCAUGAACGAGAUUCUGAACAGCAUCAAGCUCAUCAAGAUGUACGCCUGGGAGGAGUCCUUUGAGAAGAAGAUAGCAGGGUUAAGAAAAAAGGAAAAGAAGCAGGUUCGGUUGGUCAGCUACAUCCAGAACAUCAACACCAGCAUCUCCAGCAUCAUCCCGACCGUCGCCACCGUUCUCACCUUCCUGGUGCACACUCUGCUGGGUUUGUCGCUCACCACGUCCGACGCCUUCACUACCAUCGCCAUAUUCAACGCCAUGAGGUUCUCUCUGGCUCUGCUGCCACUGUGCGUGAAGGCUAUUGCUGAAGCCGCUGUGUCCCUCAAGAGAUUAAGGAAAAUCUUGCUGGUCCAGAAUCCCGAGCCCUACCUGGAGCAGAGGAAAGACAAUAACACCGCUAUAGAGAUGAGAAAUGCAACUCUGUCCUGGACCAAAACUACCAGCAGGCCGGACCUCCCCAAUCCCCAGAAUGGCCAGGUGAAGGACCACAAGCAGGACGAGACGGGUCAGAGUGAGAGCUUACCGACGCUGAAGAACAUCUCCUUCACUCUGCCCAAGGGCAACCUGCUGGGCGUUUGCGGCAACGUGGGGAGCGGAAAGACGUCGCUCAUUUCCAGCAUUCUAGAACAGAUGCACCUUCUUCGGGGCUCCAUCACAGCUGAUGGGACGUUCGCCUACGUUUCCCAGCAGGCCUGGAUUUUCCACGGAACAGUUCAAGAAAAUAUUCUGAUGGGGGAAGCUUUCAAUCAGGCCAAAUACGACCGGGUUUUGGAUGUGUGCAGCCUCAGAGCUGACCUUAAGAUACUUCCAUAUGGAGAUCGGACUGAGAUUGGAGAACGGGGGCUGAACCUGUCAGGAGGACAGAAGCAGAGGAUCAGCCUGGCCAGGGCCAUCUACGCCAACAAAGACAUCUUCCUGCUGGACGAUCCGCUGUCUGCUGUUGAUGCCCAUGUGGGGAAACACAUUUUUGAAGAAUGCAUAAAGAAAGAACUUCAAGGAAAAUCCAUCAUACUCGUCACACAUCAACUCCAGUAUCUGGAGUUCUGUGACGACAUCCUGGUUCUGGAAGAGGGCGAAGUGAGGGAGGCCGGGAAUCACCAGGCACUGAUGAAGGCCAAUGGACGCUACGCUCAACUCAUCAGCAACUACCAGAUGGAGCAGUCGGAAGCACAGAAGGAGGAGGAAGAGGAGGGCGAAGAUGAGGUGUCCCACAAAGAGGCUGCUGAGGUCAGACGGCGCGCUGACAGUGGGAUAGUGAACCCUGCUUUUGACAUGUCAGAUGAAACUGAUGAUGGGGCGCCAGCGGACCAGAAGCCCGCUGUGACGGGAGAAGAUCAGCUGGUAAGUCAGGAAUCCUCCACAGAGGGAUCAGUGUCCUGGAGAGUCUACCACCAGUACUGCCAGGCAGUUGGAGGUUACUUCGUCACCUUCUUCACCAUCUUCAUCAUAGUCCUCAUGAUCGGAUCCACAGCUUUCAGCAACUGGUGGCUAAGCUACUGGCUGGGGCAGGGAGACGGGUCCAAUUCAACUUCUAACUCUGGAAAUAUGACUUCUAAACCUGGUGAUGUCUCCCAAAAUCCCCGCCUGCACUUCUACCAAAUGAUUUAUGGAGUGAUGAUCCUCGUCACGGUGGUCCUUGCUGUUAUCAAGUGCUUUUUUUACACUCAUGUCACACUGAGAGCUGCCUGCAAACUCCAUGACAGUAUGUUCCGAAAGAUUCUUGCCAGCCCAAUGAGUUUCUUCGACACGACACCUACUGGACGAAUUCUCAACCGCUUUGCUAAAGAUCAGGAGGAGUUGGACUCUGUGCUUCCUCUCCACAUGGACCCUUUCCUGCAGUUCUGUCUCCUCGUCACAUUCACCAUCAUCAUCAUCGCCUCUGUUUUUCCCGCCAUGCUGGCAGCUGUGGUUGUCAUGGGUGUUUUGUUCACCCUCAUCCUCUUUGUAUUUCAGAGAGGCAUUCGUCAGAUGAAGAAGAUGGAGAACAUCAGCCGCUCUCCGUGCAUCUCUCUCACUACCUCCACCCUACAGGGCCUCAGCACCAUCCACGCCUACAACAUCAGGGACAGCCACAUAAAACUGUUCAAAUCUCUGAAUGACAUCAACUCCAACCAUUAUUUACUGUUCCACUCCGGCACACGGUGGCUCUCUUUCUGGUUGGACUUCAUGGCCGCCUCCAUGACGCUGCUGGUGGCUCUGUUUGUGGUGCUGAGCAGCAAUGACGUCAUUAGUCCGUCUCUAAAAGGCCUCACCAUGUCUUACACCAUACAGCUGACAGGCAUGCUCCAGUAUGUAGUGAGGCAGUCAACUGAAGUGGAGGCCAGGUUCAAUUCGGUGGAACGACUGCUGGAAUACAUCACGACCUGUAAGUCUGAGGCCCCCAGACACAUAAAGGGGGCUAAGAUUCCUGACGGCUGGCCCAAAAACGGAGCGAUUACCUUCCAUGAGUACAAAAUGAGGUACAGAGAGAACACGCCUAUCGUCCUGAAUGGGCUCGAUUUCACCAUCCAGGCUGGAGAGAAGCUGGGCAUCGUGGGAAGGACGGGCUCUGGGAAAUCCUCCUUAGGCGUGGCUCUGUUCAGACUGGUGGAGCCGGCGGGAGGGAGCAUUCUUAUUGACGAUGUGGACAUCGCAGCCAUCGGCCUGCGGGAUCUGCGCAGCAAACUCUCCAUCAUCCCCCAGGACCCGGUGCUGUUCACUGGCACGGUCAGGUACAACCUAGAUCCUUUUAAUCAGUAUACUGAUGAGGAGAUCUGGGCGGUGCUACAGAAAACCUACAUGAAGGACUCGAUCUCCAAGCUGGACGGGACGUUGCAGGCUGAAGUGUUGGAGAAUGGAGAAAACUUCUCUGUCGGUGAGAGGCAGCUGGUGUGUAUGGCCAGAGCACUUCUUCGCAACUCCAAGAUCAUUCUGCUGGACGAGGCCACGGCCUCCAUCGAUUCAGAGACGGACGCUCUGAUCCAAAACACCAUCAAGGAGGCCUUCCACGACUGCACCAUGCUCACCAUCGCACAUCGCAUCAACACUGUGAUGUACGCAGACCGCAUUCUGGUCAUGGACGAUGGAAAGGCAGCAGAACUGGACCCCCCAGAAGUGCUGAAGCAAAGACCAGACUCCUUGUUCUCCUCACUCCUCACUGCUGCUAACACUGUGAACACAUAAAACCUCCAGAGUCACAUCAUCGAGCGCAGCAGUAACUCAUAGCAACAGCUCUUCAUCACUUAGCCUUAUGUCAGUCGGUGCUGUAAAACUAUAAAGUGGGAAGCUGAGCUUAAAUCAAGUGUGGCAGUGAGGGAGAGAUCAGAUGUGGGAAAUAUUAAACUUUUAUUUUUGUUUUCUUGGCUGGGUAAAUAAAGGUGUACUUAUAUCACAAGUGUUCCAGGAAAAACAAUGUUAAUGUUCAUUCAUCAGUUUUUGAUCAGCGUUUGUGUGUAUUUUAUUUAUUGCUCCCUGUCACUUUUGCAAAUGUCAUGUAAAUGUUGAGAGUAAUGCAGAAUACCAAGUGAAAACGUAUACAUUUUUAAAUUGCCACUGCCUUUGAAAACACAAAAGGCUCCCAUGUAUCGUAAAACCGACAUCCGUUUUCUGAUGAAAUGUACAACAGGGCUCUUUGAACAAACUAGCAAUAAACACUGCAAAUUUGUAACCUUGA